Molecule: messenger RNA, 2730 nt
Organism: Nyctereutes procyonoides (raccoon dog)
Lineage: Eukaryota; Metazoa; Chordata; Mammalia; Carnivora; Canidae
Gene: ZBTB49
Product: zinc finger and BTB domain containing 49
Exons: 8
Coding region: 42-2339 (765 amino acids)
Biological process (GO): regulation of transcription by RNA polymerase II
Cellular component (GO): nucleus
Molecular function (GO): RNA polymerase II cis-regulatory region sequence-specific DNA binding; protein binding; DNA-binding transcription factor activity, RNA polymerase II-specific
Source: RefSeq, a predicted model, not a curated record
GGCGCGGGGAGCGGCCUCUCCGGUCUCCUGGCUGGUUGAGCAUGGACCCGGUUGCCACUCACAGCUGCCAUCUCCUCCAGCAGCUGCAGGAGCAGCGCAUUCAAGGCCUGCUCUGUGACUGCAUGUUGGUCGUAAAAGGAGUGUGCUUUAAAGCACAUAAGAAUGUUCUAGCAGCUUUCAGUCAGUAUUUUAGGAGCCUCUUUCAGAACUCUUCAGGCCAAAAAAGUGAUGUUUUUCACUUGGAUAUUAAAAAUGUAAGCGGCAUUGGUCAGAUCUUGGACUUCAUGUACACAUCUCAUCUAGAUCUUAACCAGGACAAUAUACAAGUAAUGCUGGACAUAGCACAGUGUUUGCAAGUUCAAAAUGUUCUGAAUCUGUGUCACACGUUUUUAAAAUCAACCACUGUGGAGCAGCCACCUGGUGUGUCUUGUAAUAAUGCAUUCUCCCUGCAGAGCGCUCUGACUGCUGAUGCUAACUGUGUCAUAAAUGAAAACUACCCUCCUCAUUUGCUGCAGCAAGAGUGUCCUGCGGAUAUUCCACAGAGUAAAGUUGUGGAUGAACCACAUACUCAUACUCCAUCAUCCGUUAAUCUCCAUCACUCUGCAGGUGAAGCAUCCAAACAAGCACCCGACACACUGGAUGGCAACUGUGCAGAACUGCCUUUCAGACAGCCAAGUUACUACUACAAACUCAGAAACUUCUACAGUAAGCAGUACUCUAAACAGCCUGCAUGUCCCAGUCACGAGAGAGUCAGCGAGCAGCCCUUCACUUUCAGCACGUCCACAGACCUCAGUGCCGGGGAAAACCAGCCCUGUGCCGGCAGUCAUCCCGAAUGUGUCCUGGAGUCUUCAGAGCACUUGCCUUCCCACUUCUUGGCCCAGCCGUUGAGUGAAUCUGCCCCAGAUCCUGAGUCGGACAACACGUGCCAACUACCAACCAGACAAAUGAGGCUCAAAAAGGCCAUUCACCUUAAGAAGUUGAAUUUCCUUAAGUCACAGAAAUGUGCAGAGCAGACACCCGAAGCCAAGACGGAUGACGAUUCAACAAAGAGGAUAGAAUGUGCUAGCACAGAUACUGUAGAGAAAGCUAGCAGCCACAGUGCUGGAGAGAAAGAAGUUGAGGAACUGGUGAGUUCGGAGCAAUUUAACUGCAUGAACGAAAUGGAGAGGCCCGAAGAGCCUGCCGCACUGGAGGAGCAGUCCCAGAUGCUUCAGUCACAGAGACAGUACACGUGCGAAUUGUGUGGAAAACCAUUUAAACACCCCAGCAAUCUGGAGCUUCACAAACGGUCUCAUACAGGUGAGAAACCUUUUGAAUGUAACAUUUGUGGGAAACAUUUCUCUCAGGCAGGUAACUUGCAGACUCACCUACGUCGGCAUUCUGGUGAAAAACCAUAUAUCUGCGAAAUCUGUGGAAAGAGGUUUGCAGCUUCUGGUGAUGUCCAGCGUCACAUCAUCAUCCACUCGGGGGAGAAGCCACACUUGUGUGACAUCUGCGGCCGAGGGUUCAGUAACUUCAGUAAUUUGAAGGAGCACAAAAAGACACACACAGCCGAUAAAGUCUUCACCUGUGACGAAUGCGGCAAGUCCUUCAACAUGCAGAGGAAGCUGGUCAAGCACCGAAUUCGGCACACGGGGGAGCGGCCCUACAGCUGUUCUGCCUGUGGAAAAUGUUUUGGGGGAUCUGGCGACCUGCGCAGGCACGUGCGCACUCAUACCGGGGAGAAGCCGUACACGUGUGAGAUCUGCAGCAAGUGCUUCACGCGCUCAGCAGUGCUCCGGCGCCAUGAGAAGAUGCACUGCAGGGCGAGCGCAGGCCGGGACGCGCUGCAUGAGCUCACUCAGGCCCUUGAGACCCCCGACCUGGAGAAAUCUCAAGGCUCAGAUCCUUUUGCCCAAGAUGUGUCCGUGACCUUGAUGCCCGUGUCAGUCAAGCUCCCCGUUCACCCCGUGGAAGACUCAGUGACAGAGUUUGACGGCCAUGCCACCAGUUCCUACUGCAAGUUCCGGCCGAUGGUUCAGCCUCACGCAGGCAGUGAGCCAGAGAAGCUCAGUCUGGAUCCUGGCAGGCGUGCCAAGCCCCCGCCGCAGCCAGCACAACAUCAGGCAUAUGCUUACCCCGACGUGGCCACUGCGGCCGGCGACCAGCCACUGCAGGCCGACAGCCUAUCCCUGGGCCGCUCGUCUCUGGCCGCCCUGGACAAUCACUGUGGUGAUGCGCCAGGCAGCCGCGGGCCUGCCACGCCGUACAGGAACUCCGAAGGGCAGUUCUUCUCUAGCAUGACCCUCUGGGGGCUGGCCAUGAAGACGCUGCAGAAUGAAAACGAGUUGGACCAGUGAUGUCUGGCGGUGGCAUUCUCUGAGCCCAGUGGACUAGUAUCCGCGCUUUGGGGGAGAGCAUUUUUUCCAUGGCAACCCUUUCUGACCAGCCCAAGAGGAGUUGGACCAUCACUGUGCAGGUGGUAACAGAACUGGAAGCAAGCAGAGCCCCAGGAUUUGGGACGGAGGCUUGGCAGCAACUCGUGCAGGAGGGGAGGAGUGGACAGCCCGAGAAACCAUCCCACUGACCUUGGCUGGCACGACAGUGCACGCAUUAGGUCAACUGCUGUCCAUUUCAGGCACGCUAAAGGGAAAAAAACAUAUCUAGUAAUAUAAAUAUUUUUGCAUUUUUUACAUUGAAAUUUGUACGGUUUGUAUUUUUAUUUACACAAAAAUUUUAUUUGUAUAUGAA